AUGAGGUUGAGAAGAAGUAAUCUCACAAUUUCAAUUCUGAUCAGAGGCAAACAAGCAACAAUCCAACAAGAUGGUACGAGUAGCCCCCACCAGCAACAAAAGCAUGAGCUCUUCCAGUAAUCCUGCUGGCAAGCAAGUAAGCUUUGGAGAAUCCACCACUCACACAGUGGAAUCCGUUCCAAGUGAUUGCAAGUCCGCAGUUUGGUACAACGGCCGACAGCUUCAGAUCAAAGUCAGCCAAGAGAUCACUCGCGCCAAGCUUUGCCCCAAGAAACAACUAGAAGAGUCUGAACUCUCCUGGCGAGGUCUGGAGAACUACCAAAAGGGAUACAGCCGCGAAGAAAAGGCUCUCAAGCACACCCGCGCCGUGGUUAAGGAAUACCGAUCACAAGUAGUCGAGUUUGGAGACUGCGAUCUAGAAGACUUGCGUGACGUUGCCAAAGCGCACUCCAAAGCCGAUCGAGUCAAAGCUCGCAAAAUGGGGGUCAAAGAUGCCGAAGCAGCGCGCAAACAACAGCAACCACAAGACAAGAGCCAUACUGCCAUCCUUACCAGCUUUACUAGUAGCACCACACGCAGCAGUAGCCAGGGCAAGCGCCCAUUGGCAUGGUUCCAAGCGCUCCGGGCACGAACCACACGCCCUCGCAUCUAACUAAAUCUAUUGCUCCAUCUCUCCUAUCCUCCCUCCAAGCAACUUUCAUCAUUAUCAUCCAAAGACCAAAGAUGGAAUCUGUAACACUAAUAACCAAUACCUUUAC
Messenger RNA from Seminavis robusta, 758 nucleotides. The record is from the annotation of a GenBank genome assembly. NCBI's taxonomy places the organism in Eukaryota, Bacillariophyta, Bacillariophyceae, Naviculales, Naviculaceae.